AUGCCAAGUACCAGCUUCCAAGUCCCUUCCAACUUUCCACUCGGUCCUGUGGCUGCAGCCUGCGGGAGCGGAGAAACUUCGGGGCUCGCGUCGACCGCCGGCAGCACGAUGAAGUCAGCGGAGGAAGAACACUACGGCUACGUGUCAUCCACCGUGGGCACCGGCUUGCCCCUCACUGCGGCUCACGGCUCAGUGUCAGCCCCGUGCCAUGACCUUCAGACGGCUGCCCCUGGCAUCUCGGCCGUUCCCUCGGGGAGUCACCCCUCGGGGUACGGAGGGACGGUGGACAGCGGGCCCCCAGGCUACUUCCUGUCUUCUGGCAGUGUCAGGCCCAAUGGAGGCCUAGCUCUGGAGAGCCCACGGAUUGAAAUCACCUCAUACCUGGGCCUGCACCCUAACAGUGGCCAAUUCUUCCAUGACGUGGAGGUGGAGGACGCGAUGCCCAACUCCAAACGACCCCCAUCCACGGCCACACUGAGCCUGCCCAACCUGGAGGCCUAUCGCGACCCCUCGUGCCUGAGCCCGGCCAGCAGCCUGUCCUCCCGCAGCUGCAACUCAGAGGCCUCCUCCUACGAGUCCAACUACUCAUUCCCCUACGCGUCCCCCCAGACGUCACCUUGGCAGUCCCCCUGCGUGUCCCCCAAGACCACAGACCCCGAGGAAGGCUUUCCGCGGGGCCUGGGCGCCUGCAACCUGGGAUCCCCCAGGCACUCCCCCUGCACCUCACCCCGGGCCAGCGUCACGGAGGAGAGCUGGCUGGGAACACGGGGCUCCAGGCCCACGUCGCCCUGCAACAAGCGCAAGUACAGCCUCAAUGGCCGCCAGCCCUCCCGCUCCCCGCAUCCUUCACCCACGCCGUCCCCGCAAGGCUCCCCGCGGGUCAGCGUGACCGACGACAGCUGGCUAGGCAACACCACCCAGUACACCAGCUCGGCCAUCGUGGCGGCCAUCAAUGCGCUGACCACGGACACCAGCCUGGACCUGGUGGAAGGUGUCCCUCUCAAGGCCCGCAAGACCGCCCUGGAGCCCUCCCCCUCACUUGCGCUCAAGGUGGAGCCAGCCGGGGAGGAGCUGGGUGGCACCCCACCCACGUCUGACUUCCCGCCUGAGGAAUUUGCCUUCCAGCACGUCCAGAAGGGCGCCUUCUGCGACCAGUACCUGGCUGUGCCACAGCACCCUUACCAGUGGGUCAAGCCCAAGUCCCUGCCGCCUGCAUCCUACAUGAGCCCGUCUCUGCCGGCCCUCGACUGGCAGCUGCCGUCUCACUCGGGCCCCUACGAGCUUCGCAUCGAGGUGCAGCCCAAGUCCCACCACAGAGCCCACUACGAGACGGAGGGCAGCCGGGGGGCCGUGAAGGCAUCAGCAGGAGGACAUCCCAUUGUGCAGCUGCACGGCUACUUGGAGAAUGAGCCGCUCACGCUGCAGCUGUUCAUCGGGACGGCGGACGACCGCCUGCUGCGGCCCCAUGCCUUCUACCAGGUCCACCGCAUUACAGGCAAGACCGUGUCCACCAGCAGCCAGGAGGCCGUCCACUCUAACACCAAAGUCCUGGAGAUCCCGCUGCUGCCGGAGAACAGCAUGCGUGCCGUCAUCGACUGUGCCGGGAUCUUGAAGCUGCGGAAUUCCGACAUCGAGCUGCGGAAGGGAGAGACGGACAUUGGCAGGAAGAACACCAGGGUGAGGCUGGUGUUCCGCGUCCACGUCCCACAGCCCAGCGGCCGGACGCUGUCCCUGCAGGUCGCCUCGAACCCCAUUGAGUGUUCCCAGCGGUCAGCGCAGGAGCUGCCCCUGGUGGAGAAGCAGAGCCUGGACAGCUACCCAGUCAUCGGUGGGAAGAAGAUGGUCCUGUCUGGCCACAAUUUUCUGCAGGACUCCAAAGUCAUCUUCGUGGAGAAAGCUCCAGAUGGCCACCAUGUCUGGGAGAUGGAAGCCAAAACCGACAGAGACCUAUGCCAGCCGAACUCUCUGGUGGUGGAGAUUCCGCCGUUCCGCACCCAGAGGAUCAGCAGCCCCGUGCAAGUCAGCUUCUACGUGUGCAACGGCAAGCGCAAGAGAAGCCAGCUGCAGCACUUCACCUACCUUCCUGCCUCUGUUCCCAUUAUCAAAACAGAGCCAACGGAUGACUACGAGCCCGCUCUGAUCUGUGGACCAAUGAGCCAGGGGCUGAGCCCUCUCCCGAGGCCGUGCUAUAGCCAGCAGCUCGCCAUGCCGCCUGACCCCGGCUCCUGCCUGCUUGCUGGCUUCCCCGCCUGUCCGCAGAGAAGCCCCCUCAUCCCAGCGCCGCCCCACGCCAGCCCGAAGCUGCAUGACCUCUCGCCCACCACUUAUGCCAAAGGCCUGAGCAGCCCGGGCCUCGGCCACCUGGGACUGCAGCAGCCGGCUAGAGAGGGGCCCUCCGUCCAGGAAGUGCCAGGACCCCUGGCUGUGCACCCUGGCCCGCCGGAGCAGCCAGCACCCAUCCUGCAGCCGCAGGUGAGUCCUCCAAGCAGUAGCCACCCCCCUGGUCACCAACACUCACUCUGUCCCGACAGCCCUUCUUCUCGACCUCCGCCUGCCCCCCAAGAGCCGGCUGGUGUGCAGUGCUGUAGCCUGGCCCACCCUGCCACACCUGGCCACCCGUGGCACCAACCACCGACGGUUCCAGGAAGCAAGUCUGCAGCCACUGGGCCGCUGUUGCUGCCUGAGGUGCUUGCGGCCGGUAGUGGUUUGGCCCCUAUUCCUGUAACGGUCAAGUAUGAACCCGAGGAGUUGGACCAGUUGUUCCUGGACGACGGUAAGUGCUGUGUGGCCAUGCUUGUGAGUCGCGGAGCGCGGAGGGGUAUGUGGCCAAUGCCCGUAUCUGGGUGCCUCAGCGGAAAUGUGGGUUCCGACGCACUGUGCCCUGGCUCGUGGCUGCUGGGUGCCAACCUAAGAGCCCUGACCUCGAGGCAGGGCGGGGCCCCUCUCAGACGUGGCUCCCAACACCUGCCCUUGGCUUGCUGCAGUUUGGCAUGUGGAGGCAGGGCCCAGGCGGAGCUCCCCCAGAUGUGUGGAGCCUGGCCUUAGCCCAGUGGGAUCCCCGGAGACAGGCUGGACCUGCGCUCCAGCAUGUGGCAGCCUCGGCCUCCUGUCUCCCUCCACACCGACGAGGCCCCUCCAGUCUCUUCCCACUCCCCCUCUCGAGGCCGUCAGCUUUCUGAGGAGGCUCGUGCCAGUGUGUUUGCUCAGAAAGUAGUUCAGUCCUGACCCUGGACCCUGGUCUUGGGCAAGCUGCUGCUGAUUUCCUGUCCCCCAGGCUGCUUCUUCCCUUGGAAACCCACACGAAUCUGGCUGUUCACAGCGGCGUUCUGGAGGGUUUCUGUGACUUGGAGGUUAGGGUUAGGAUAAGGAUUAAGGUGCCAGUGGCCUGAUUGUGUUGUGUGUGGGCUGCGUGCUGGGCCAGCCCUGGGCAGCACACAUCCCGCCACCAUCUGUCAUGACUGCAGCCUGCUUGGCACAGACUGUCAUCUGCCGAGAUGGGGGCUCCGUCCGGUGUAGUCACUGCCCUGAGUGGACGCUCUGCCUGGUGUAGACACUGCCCUGAGUGGACUUGUGCCUCGGUGCACUCUGCUCUGGGGAAGCCACUGGCACAUAUGCCUCCAGCGGUGUUGUUUCGCUGUGGUCUUGCUGCAGCUGGUUUUAGGGGACACCACACAUCUGUUCCCCCUCUAUCCUGCCCAUGCCUUGCAGAGGUGCCAUCAUGGCCAGCUUCUGGGCUCCUGCCAUUUUGGGGAGCUUCUUCCAGCCCAGAGACAGGGAGGGGUCUCAGCCAGGUUCCUGGCUGCUGGUGAGGUCCCAGUUGGGCAGCAGAGGACAGGCACAAGUGUUGUGAUGUGCUGUAUUGUACAUGUCCCAGUGGGAGUGUGGUGGGGACUUGAAGUGGGCUGGGACCUCCCAUGGGGCUGGGCCUGGCCUAUCCCACAGGUCAGAGCUGGGUACAGCAAUCCCUGCUUAUGUUUGGGAUCUGAGAGCAGCACAGUGUGCCAGCACACAGCACCUGUUCCCCAAGAAAAGUGGCUGCUGAGUGGCUGUGUGGCUGAGGGUGUCCCCCAGAUGUAUGGGGUCUGCACAAAAGGCUGUCUGUGCUGCUGGCCGUGGGACCUGCAGCCUGAGCCUGUGGCCAUCAGCCCUGCACAAGCUCCUCCCCCAGGCCGCUCCAGCCCUGCCCCAGCAUCCCUCUCAGACACUCUCCCUCACUGUCCCGGUCCCCAGGUUCUGGUGAUGCAGAGAAGCCCUGCCCCUUCUGGAUCUGGCUGUGCCAGCACGGGAAGAGGCCCCUGGCAAUCUGCCAUUCAAAACAGGCAUUCAGACAAGGGUGGCAUGCACGGGG
This is a messenger RNA of Ochotona curzoniae (black-lipped pika), 4348 nucleotides long. It is a transcript of the gene NFATC1, whose product is annotated as nuclear factor of activated T cells 1. Gene Ontology annotation, molecular function: DNA-binding transcription factor activity, RNA polymerase II-specific; RNA polymerase II cis-regulatory region sequence-specific DNA binding; transcription factor binding. The transcript is spliced from 9 exons. Gene Ontology annotation, cellular component: transcription regulator complex. Gene Ontology annotation, biological process: cytokine production; calcineurin-NFAT signaling cascade; regulation of transcription by RNA polymerase II. Bases 1 to 3045 code for a protein of 1014 amino acids. NCBI's taxonomy places the organism in Eukaryota, Metazoa, Chordata, Mammalia, Lagomorpha, Ochotonidae. The record is from RefSeq and is a predicted model, not a curated record.